Calypte anna (Anna's hummingbird) is the source of this 2967-nucleotide messenger RNA. RefSeq names its product solute carrier family 23 member 3 (gene SLC23A3). Gene Ontology annotation, molecular function: transmembrane transporter activity. The transcript is spliced from 12 exons. Lineage: Eukaryota; Metazoa; Chordata; Aves; Apodiformes; Trochilidae. Bases 926 to 2803 code for a protein of 625 amino acids. The record is from RefSeq and is a predicted model, not a curated record. Gene Ontology annotation, cellular component: membrane. Gene Ontology annotation, biological process: transmembrane transport.
CAGUGCUUGCUCUGAGUCAUGGUGCAAGGCAGACCUUGGUGCUGGGAAGUGAGCUCAGGAGCACUGUGAGGCCUGUCCUGUGGGGCUCGAGGGGAACUAGACAUUGGUGACAGCAUGGAAUGGUUUGGUGUCUGGGGAGAAGGUAGGGGCAGUGGGACAGAGGAGGUUCCCCAUCCUUGGCAAUGUGGGGAAUGCAUGGGCUCUGCUGCUCUUUGCUCUGCAGUCUGUCCAGUUAAUAAAUGAGCCCUGAGCAGUAAGAGUUUGGCAGGGUCAUUGUUGUGGUCCCUGGCACAGCCACCUCUGCCCUGUGACAAAAGCACAAGCAUCCCCUGCAUCUCUUCCCUCGGCAGCUUUCCCAGCUGAGCAGGCAGCUCUUGUUCCUGGCAUCCUUGUCCAGCAGCAUAGAUUUGGUGCCCUCCUACUAGGAGCAUGGGGGACCCUGCUGGUGCAGGCACAGUGCCCACAGAGGGACAUAGCAGGACUUGGGGGCUCCUGUGCAGCUUUUACUGGGCUUGUCAGGGGGUGAUGAUGAGGAAGGGCCGGAGUGGGAGGGCAAGGGAGGAGCAAGCAUGGGCAGGGCAUGCUGGAGCUCGAGCUUGCUGCUCUUGGGGAUGCUCCAAGCACAUGGAAGAAGGGGUGUCUGUGUGGUAGCUCAGUCUGUGCCACAGGAGGCAGAGAUGGGACCUGGUAAGGUGUCAGUUUGUAAGGUUACAAGUAUCUGGUGUCCUGGCCAGGCUGUCACCUGGCUCUGGUGGUGACAACCAAGGGUGACACUUGCAUUCCUGGCUGCAAGGGCAGGUUACUCACCAACUCAAGUUAAUGGCUAACCUUGGGGCAGCUCCUUCAGAAGGUGGAAGUUCAGCUGUGUGUGGGCUGUGAGGAGCCCCUAGGGGGGUGGGCAGGCUCCCACCACAAACCAGGAGCCAUGCAGGGAGGCAGCACCAUAAAUGGGAGCUAUGGUGGAGCACCUGGUGCCAGGAGUCCUGUGCUUGCAUCCUGCUUCCCGCAAAAGAUGUGCUCCUGGGUGCUGAACUGCUGCUUAGCCCUCCAGCACCUGGUUGUGCAGGCCUCCUUGCUCUGCAUCUUCCACCUCCUCCUGCUGCCCACCCUGCCUGAAGACCAGCCCCAUGCCCAGGCCACCAGUGAGCUGCUGGCAAGCAGCCUCUUUGCUUGUGGUAUCUCCACGGUGCUGCAGACCACCCUGGGGAGCCGGCUGCCACUGGUUCAAAUACCAUCCUUUGAGUACCUCGUCCCUGCCAUGGUGCUGAGCUCCCACCUGUCCCUCGGUGUCACCAUGGAAAGAAACGGUACAGCUGUGUCCAGCAUUUGCCCUGCACCACAUUGCACCAACAAAGGGAGUGGGGUUGCCUCACUGCGAGAGGUCUCUGGAGCUGUGCUGGUCUCUGGGCUGGUUCAGAUGGCACUAGGAGUGUCUGGUGUGUGUGGGUGGGCAGUCCAGCACUGUGGGCCCAUGGUCCUGGCCCCCAGCCUCUCCAUCAUUGGGUUGUCUGCAUACAAGGAGGCUGCUUUCUUCUGCUCUGCUAACUGGGGGGUAGCACUGCUGUUCAUGCUCCUUGCUGUCACCUUCUCCCAGCACCUGGGGUCCUGUCACUUGCCCUUCUGUGCCUGGACCCAGGUUCGGGGGGGCUCUACAGAGACAUCCAUUCCCACUUUGCGCACAUUCUCGGUACUGCUUUCGUUCGCUGGCGUUUGCAUCCUCUGUGCCAUCCUCAGCCACUUCCGUGUGCCCUGGGAAUCAGUGGACCUGGCUACAGCACAACUGUCCUGGGCCAAUAGCACCUUCCAUGCCCCUUGGCUUCGCAUCCCCUACACAGGUAAGGGGGGGUGGCCACUGCUCACCCCCCGUGCACUGGCAGUGGGCAUCACCAUGGCCAUCGGUUGCAGCAUGAACUCAGUGAGCUGCUACGUGCUGUGUGGGAGGCUGCUGCGAGCCCCUCGUCUUCCCCCUCACGCUUGCAACCGGGGGCUCUGCACAGAAGGGCUGGGCAGCCUGCUGGCAGGGCUGCUGGGCACCCCGGGGGGUACGGCUGCCAGCAUUGCCAAUGCCUGUGUCACUGGCCUCACACAGGCUGGUUCUCGCUUCCCGGUGCAAAUAAGCGCGCUGGCGUGUGUGGUGCUGGGCAUGUCCCCAAGGCUGGUGGGGAUCCUCACUUGCAUCCCACUGGCUGUUCACGGAGGAUUGCUCUGCGUCACCUACGCUGUGGCUGUGGGCACGGGGAUCUCCUACUUCCAGUAUGCUGACAUCGACUCGGGGAGGAACAUCUUCAUUGUUGGCUUCGCCAUGUUCAUGGCACUGCUAGUGCCACGGUGGCUCAGCGCAGCUCCAGCUCACCUGGCCACAGGUUGGGUUCCCCUGGACCUCUUCUUCCUCUCCCUGCUUAUGAUGCCUGUCUUCUUAACUGAGUUCUUGUCAUUUUUCCUGGAGAACACAGUCUCAGGUACCCUGGAAGAGCGAGGGCUGCUCUCUGACCUGGCACUCUGGAAAGCUGGGGCAGGUGGUCACCACCCCCAUGGAGAGAGUGGUGAGGCCAGCUGGGUGUAUGGGCUCCCUGCUACACUGAGGAAGCUGCUGCCAUCCUCCUGCAAAACCUUCCCCUGCUGCUUCCUCUGCCCAGGGAGUGAGCAGGAGGAGGAGGACGAAGAGGACAGCCGUACCCCCGAGAAGGGGAACACUGCCCCAGAGGAAGGGACACACCUGCUACCCAAACCUGGCUCGGGGGAGCAGCAGCGGUCCAGGAGGCCAAGCGAGACAGAGAUGCCUGGUUGGCACACUGUGGCUUGACCACAUGUGUAGGGACACCUCACAGGGGACUAGGGCUGUGUGCCCAAAAGAGCUGGUGAGCCACUUUGCUCCUCAUUUCCAAUGCCCAAAUAGGCUGGAAGGACCUGUGCUUCCCCACUCCCAGCACAGACCUCAUUUCCAUGCUUGGGAGUGAGCUAUAAAAA